Penicillium samsonianum is the source of this 984-nucleotide messenger RNA. RefSeq names its product MCP1 family protein. Gene Ontology annotation, cellular component: mitochondrial outer membrane. Bases 1 to 984 code for a protein of 327 amino acids. The record is from RefSeq and is a predicted model, not a curated record. NCBI's taxonomy places the organism in Eukaryota, Fungi, Ascomycota, Eurotiomycetes, Eurotiales, Aspergillaceae. The transcript has 2 exons. Gene Ontology annotation, biological process: lipid homeostasis; mitochondrion organization.
AUGCCGCCAGACGUGCUCUCCAAACCGGAGGACAUUGACACCAAGUCUAUCAUCUCCUUGCAAGAACUAGACCCGUCACCUGUCCAUGAUGCUCUGGAUGUUGAAACCGGCGAAUACCUCCCUAGGGCUGCCUCUCCCACGCAACAUGGAGCUGGAAUUUCAAUGCCCAAACUAGGCCUUAGCGGCCAUCGCUGGGAUUCAUGGCUAACUGGUAUUCAAAAAUACUCAACCUACCCACCUACGGCUUUCUUCAUACUACACCUCGCCAACACCUCUCUUAUCCCACUCGUGACUCGCUCCGUGCCCGCCAGCGAAUCCUUCCUUUUGCUCACACGACCCAUAUACCAAGCCCCCGGGCUAGAGCAUCUUGUCUUGACGAUUCCUAUUAUUUCACAUAUUGCCUCAGGAAUUGCUCUCCGCAACACUCGAGCUGCGCGUAGAGCACGUCUGUACGGCGCCGAGACUCGCGCACAGCGAAACACGUUAUAUUUCUGGCCGCGGAUGUCUUUACAGGCACGCACUGGAUAUUUUGUCACGCCGCUGAUUGUAUUCCACGCAUUCGUUAACCGUGCCACGCCAUUGAUCGUCGAAGGAGGAAGCUCUGGCGUAGGACUUGGAUAUAUUGCCCAUGGCUUUGCUCGGAGUCCUGUGUUCUGGAAUGCAUUCUAUGUCUUCUUCGUGACUGCCAGUGUGUGGCACUUCGUUGGUGGCUGGGCCACCUGGAUGGGCUGGAGAGUGACCACAGCACGCAAGGAGCGUAUCCAAAAAGGCUCGUUGGAUGGUUACCUUGGACUUACAGAAACGAAGUCGAAGAGACAGCGCAAGAUGUGGUGGGUUGUCAAUGGAGUCGCCGCUGCUGGCGCGGCUCUCUGGCUUGCAGGUGCUCUCGGUGUUGUUGGACGUGCCGGCGAAGGCGCGGGUUGGGAGGCUAAGGGAUGGAAUGAGAUGUAUAGUCAGGUCCCGAUCAUUGGGGAGUGGCUGUGA